UAAAAAUAUAUUAUUUCCUUAUAAAAAUAUAUUAAAAACUAUUUUUCUAUAUUUGAAUGAUCAUUGAAUAGGCCUUCAAAUAUCUGUCAAAACACUUCUCGACGAAAAUGUGAAAAAUGAAAUCCGAUUCGCAAACAGAUAUCGAAAUCAUAUGAAUAAACAGCCGAUGAUUGUUGUCUUCACUUCAGACCACAAACAAAAUUCUUCGUCUAAUAAACUCAAAGAAUUCAAUAGUAAAUAUGAUUACGGAUUCUCAGCACUGAAUGGCGAGAACUCGGAUGCGAUUGAAUUGAAUGAAGACUUGAAUCCAUCGCCGGACCCAUCACUCACAGCAACCAAUCAAUCAUUUAUAGUGUCAGAUAGUGUGCCAUCAAAUGGUGGCACAUCUUCUCCUUCUUCUUAUACGCCAAACAGCGUCUGCAGCGGUCGUCAGCUCUCUAUUGAUUUCGAGAGCAUCGGCUGGUCGUCGUGUAUAAUAUCCCCAAAA
Oppiella nova is the source of this 487-nucleotide messenger RNA. The record is from the annotation of a GenBank genome assembly. NCBI's taxonomy places the organism in Eukaryota, Metazoa, Arthropoda, Arachnida, Sarcoptiformes, Oppiidae.